Messenger RNA from Ctenopharyngodon idella (grass carp), 1887 nucleotides. It is a transcript of the gene c21h5orf24, whose product is annotated as chromosome 21 C5orf24 homolog. The record is from RefSeq and is a predicted model, not a curated record. NCBI's taxonomy places the organism in Eukaryota, Metazoa, Chordata, Actinopteri, Cypriniformes, Xenocyprididae.
UACAGACGCUCAAUUGAAAACACACUGAAGAGUUAAAACAGAUUGAGCAUUAUUUAUCUCCGUCGUGCAAGAAUAAUUAAACUCCACCACUUUCAAUGCAGCGCCAUCCGCUGCGCGCAGCACUCAGUGCGCAUGCGCAUUUCCCUUUUCAUUUCUUAAUAUUUAAUAUCAAUGGCUGACGCUCGUUUCUAAAGCAUCUCUUAAAAUUAGGAAGAAAGCUUUGACACAUUUUCUGAACAUCAAGGUGAACGUCAAUCUCUUUGAUUUUAUUCGAUCCUAAUCAGUCAAAAUUCACCCGUAGCACCAAAAUGGGACAGAAAUGUCACAUUUAACCCUUUCCGUUCCACUGUCGACAUUAAAGCGAGAAGAUGAUGCGUCAGGUGUCCGGCGGCAGCGGCGAGUACUGCGUGGACGGCAGGCCCUCGUGUUUAGCAGAGGACGGGAGACUCUCGCCCAGUCACUUUGAUUUGUGCCCCACCAAGUUCUAUCAGUCGUCCCCUCCUCAGCGCUCUCGACCGAUGUGCUUCGCCUACCUGCCGCCGCCGGCCCCGGCCGUCCUCAAAUCCACCUCGUGCCGCGAGGAGCCGCGUCUGCCGCAGGGGCCCACAGGCGCUCAGGGAAACCACAAAAGCGGGGACUCUAAAAAGAAGGGAGCGUCUGGGAGGUCUGGGAAACGCGGCCGGCCGGCCGGAACCACCAAAUCAGCCGGUUACAGAACCAGCACGGGCAGACCGCUGGGCACCACCAAGGCCGCCGGGUUUAAGACCAGUCCGGGCCGGCCGCCGGGCACCACCAAGGCCGCGGGCUAUAAAGUGAGUCCCGGUCGGCCGCCCGGCAGCAUAAAGAGCCCGUCUCGCCUGGGGAAGCUGAGCUACAGCGCCUGCAGCGGAGCCGCCUUCCCCUACAGCAUCAUGAACAAACCUGCGGCGUGUGAGGCUGCGCUGAAGGAGGAGGCAGCUGCAGAAACACCAAAAAUGUUGCUCCAAGCUCCUCAGUUCCUCCUCAGCGGCUUCCCCCUACGAAACCAAAAAACGCCUCCUCCAGUCGCCGUCAUGCCGUCCGAGGGCUUCUCCCCAGCAGCCGUGUGUCCGGAUGGCAGUCCGUCCAGGAGCGGCCUGACGUUACCGCUGCACAGCGCUCUCCCGUCCUACUCAUGAGUCCGGCGUGCUUUCGUUUGUCACACCCGCUGACUGGACACGGUUCUGAAACUGUACAUACGUGUGAGUUCAGCACAUGUGAUCGCUCUGAAUGUCACUGCAUGUCACGUUGGGUUGUUAGGCUUGAUUUACACACGAUAAUGAAGAGUGCAAUAUGUCCAUUGGUGUUGUCCAUCACUCCAGCACUCCACCAAAGAACUUCAGCAGCUUUCUAUAAUGAUUCUAGAUUCCUAUGAUGAACAGAUGAAACAUGCACUCUUAAUCACACCUGUCAAUCAUUACACGUCUUGUAAUAGUUCCUUUUGUACUGUAUUUACUAUUCCGGCUCUGAUGAUUCAUAUUGGUGUGUGGGAAUGCUGUCAUGUGAUGUAAAAUGUUCUUAUUGGUUUAAUAUCACACUGAUUCAGUGGUAAGUGUAGCCUGUAAGUAACAGUGUAUGGCGUUCAGAACAGGUUUAUGUUAUUAAUAUUUGUUAUAUUCACAUAAUCAGUGACGUGGGCUUUUAAUUUUCUCUUUGAUUUACUUUGUAAUACAGUUAGAUUACGAAUGUUUGUGAAUGUUUUAUUAAAAUGUAACUACAAUCAAGGAAAUCUAAUUGAUGUUUAUUUCGAUACAAAGCAUGGCAUUUUAUUUUAUUGAAGUGGUGAAAAAUAGAAAUAAAAGUACUAAUGUAAAGAACAUAAGCAAAUUAUAAAAUAGGCCAAUAAAAUAAAUAUAGUGUACAAACUGA